This is a messenger RNA of Heterostelium album PN500, 1308 nucleotides long. RefSeq lists its product as uncharacterized. The transcript has 2 exons. The record is from RefSeq and is a predicted model, not a curated record. The coding region runs from base 1 to 1308 and encodes 435 amino acids. Gene Ontology annotation, cellular component: uniplex complex. Gene Ontology annotation, molecular function: calcium ion binding. Gene Ontology annotation, biological process: calcium import into the mitochondrion; mitochondrial calcium ion homeostasis. NCBI's taxonomy places the organism in Eukaryota, Evosea, Eumycetozoa, Acytosteliales, Acytosteliaceae.
AUGUUUACAAAUAGAUUAGUUAUUCAAUCAACAAAAAGAUUGAAUCAAUCAUUAAGAUUGUCAAGUUCAACAACAGGAAGAACUUCAGUAGUCAGAUUAUAUUCAUCUGGUCAACAACAACAACAACACAAUCAAUAUAAUCAAUAUAAUCAAAAUCAAAAACAAAAAAUAAAUUGGAAACGGAUUAAUAUAGGUUGUGGUUUGGCUGUAUUAGCCACAUCGGUUGUACUUGCUGCCGAUGAAACCACUGCUCACCAACCAAAUUGGCGUGAGAAGAUCUUCACCAACUAUCAAGAUCGUAUUCGUGAGUUCAGUACACCAGAAAAGAUAUUCCAAACAUUUGCAUCAAUAAAUAAGAAUGGUGAAUAUUUUAUGACUUUAGAUGAUUUUGUACGUGCUGUUUUACCACACCAAUUCAAGUCUUCAUCACCAGGUUCAACCAAGAACAAAUCUCUGGACAUUAAAGAGGUGCCAAUAUCAUUCAAGAUUGCCGAUGUCGAUGGUGACGGUUUGAUUUCGUUUGGUGAGUUUAUGUUCUUCUCGACUCUGUUGUCAAUUCCAGAGAAGAGUGUCGAUAUUGCCUUCAAGAUAUUCGACGUCAAUCACGACAACUCGAUCGACGUCAACGAGUUUACAAAGAUCUUUAGAAUUCUCAAGAAUCAAUCUGCCUUUACAAAGUCAUCGACUGGCACCAGCCAAAAGUCGCUGCUUUCGCAGGGCUGGGUCGACUACCUCUUUGGUAAGCAUGGCGACAACUCACUGACACUUGAAAAGUUCAAGUCGCUGUUGGAGCAGGUUCGUCGUGAUGUCCUACAACUGGAGUUCCACAUCUACGAUCCCAAGAGCACAGGCCAGAUCUCACAGCGUGAUUUCGGACUGUUGAUAUCGUCGUAUGCCAACGUGAACAUGCGUAACAGCUACUUGAAGUCGGUCGAGUCGUUGCCAACCACCGUCAACAACACCGGCAGCAAGGGUGUCACAUUCGAGCAAUUCGUUGGUUUCAAUCGUUUGUUGAACAAGCUCGAUGAGGUCGGUCUCUCCAUCGAUCUCUACAAGGGAAUCAACCAGCCAUUCACCAAGAGCGAGUUCAAGUAUAUCGCCAAGGUCAUCUGCCAGUUUGAGCCAUCGAACGAAGUGGUCGACACCGUCUACGCCAUCUUUGAUGCCGAUAAGAACGGUGAUCUCUCUAAAGACGAAUUCGUAUCGGUCAUGCGUAGAAGAAAGUACAGAGGACUCGAAGAAUCAAGAGAUACAGGUUUUGUAGCAAGAUUAGAGAAGAUCUAUCAAGUCAUCACUGGAAAGCUUUAA